AUGACAACUGAGAGCAGCACUGGUGGACACGAUGAGACCGUCCAAGACGGCACGCCCGACUACGCCAACCAAGCAGUUUUUCGGCGCAACACGCUGCCGCCGCGCUCCUACUGGAUCCCCGAAACCGCACUCUCCCUGAACGGCACCUGGAACUUUCACUACGCUGAAAGCCCGCUUCAAGCCCCGGAGAUCCGCGACUGCAAGCCGGGAGACUGGCGCACGAUCCCGGUGCCGGCGCACUGGCAGCUCGAAGGGUACGGCCGUCCGCAGUACACCAACAUCGUGUAUCCCUUCCCCGCGCAGCCGCCGCACGUACCCGACGAGAACCCCACGGGCACCUACGCGCGGUCGUUCUCGGUGCCGGCGGGGUGGGCGGCGGACGCGCAGCUCCGGCUGCGCUUCGACGGCGUGGACAGUGCGUACCACGUCUGGCUCAACGGGCAGUUUGUCGGGUACGCCCAGGGGAGCCGCAAUGCAUCCGAGUUUGACGUUUCGUCUGUCGCUCGCCGCGAUGGCGUGAAUGAGCUUCUGGUAAGGGUGUACCAGUGGUCGGACGGGUCGUACAUCGAGGACCAGGACCAGUGGUGGCUGUCAGGAAUAUUUCGCGACGUUCAUCUGCUUGCGUUUUCGGCGUCUUGCAGAAUCGAAGACUUUUUUAUCCGCGGAGACCUAGACUCUGCAUACCAACACGGCUUGUUGCGCGUCGAGGCAGGUGUACACUGCCCCCUCGGCGGCACCAUCUCCGUCACACUUCGGGAGCGGGGAGGACAAGGCACGAAAAUUGCUUGUCAAGAGGUGCAAGAUAUACUUCCACAUGUUACAAACGCUCAAUUCUCCAUUCAUGUCGAGGAUCCGGCCAAGUGGACUGCCGAGACACCCCAUCUGUACCACGUCGAGAUCGUGCUGGCUUCGGGCACAGAGUCGACGACUGUGACCCAUGAUACCGGUUUCAGAAAGGUUGAGCUCAAGGACGGACUGAUCAAAGUCAACGGAAAAGCUAUCCGGUUCCGAGGCGUGAACCGCCACGAUCACCACCCGCGAUUUGGCCGCGCGGUGCCGAUCGACUUCAUCCGUCGAGACCUCCUCCUCAUGAAGGAGCACAACAUCAACGCACUGCGCUGCGCCCACUAUCCCUCGCACCCUGCUCUGUAUUCCAUCGCCAACGAGAUCGGCCUGUGGCUGAUUGACGAGGCCGAUCUGGAAUGCCACGGGUUCGCCGAGGUCGUCGCCGACAACACCGCCGAGUGGGACGGCAGCGAGACCGCCUACCAGGAGCUCGUCACCACCAUCUCCGGCGCCGCGCGCAAGUACCUGAGCGACAACGCCUCCUGGAAGGCCGCCUACCUCGACCGCAUCACCCAGCUCGUCCACCGCGACAAGAACCACCCGAGCGUCAUCAUCUGGUCGCUGGGCAACGAGUCGUUUUGCGGCCAGAACCUGGUCGCCAUGUACGACGAGUGCAGGCGGCUGGACCCCAGCCGCUUGAUCCACUACGAAGGGGACACGGACAUGGGCACGAGUGAUAUGCACUCGUACAUGUACCCGGAGCUGGACGCCCUCGAGCGCAGGGCGCUGACUACGGGCGUGGCGGACGACGGGACGGCCGCGAAGCCCAUCUUGCUCUGCGAGUACGCGCACGCCAUGGGCAACGGCCCGGGGCUGCUGGAGGACUACGAGGACGUCUUUCGCAGACACCCGCGCGUCCAGGGCGGCUUCAUCUGGGAGUGGGCGAACCACGGCCUGCAGACGAGCGACCAGGCCGGGCAGGGGUUCUACGCGUACGGGGGCGACUUUGGCGAGACGGUGCACGACGGGACGUUUGUCAUGGACGGGCUGUGUAGCAGUGCGCACGAGCCGAUGCCGGGACUGGAGGAGCUGAAGCAUGCGUACUCGCCGGUGGCGUUUGAGCUUGUUGGUCGGAGCCUGAGGAUUGAAAAUAGGCAUGACUUCGCGGACCUGGGCGGCUUCGUGCUUACAGUCGAGCUGCAGGAGCUCGGCGAGAGUACCGCCAGAACCAUCCUCACCAGCUCCAGCGCGCUGCCCCCCGCCUCUGCAGGUACCAAGACGAGCGUGGAACUCGACGAUGCCAUUUUCAACCAGACUUGCGACUCGGAGCUGCUUCUGACGGCAAGCUUGACGCUGUCCGCAUCUACAAAAGGCCUGCCCGCCGGGCACGAAGUUGCCUUCUUCCAGCACCAAAUCGCGCCCCCGGCACGUCUCACCCUCCGCCCGCAGCCCACCACCUCGUCCCCGCGCCCAGAGAUUCGCCAGACGCGGGACACCCUGGCCAUCACCACCGCCAAGUCCGUUCUGGAGUUCUCCCGCCUCCGCGGGCUGCUGCGCAGCUGGACGUCCACCUCCGGUGCGCAGCUGCUCGCCGAGCCAGGCCCGCACCGCGGCGCCCUCCUGCCUGGCUUCUGGCGCGCGCCGACGGACAACGACAUCCGCGCGGCGCUGCCGCACUGGCGCGCGCUCGGCGUGGACCGGAUGACGAGUCAGCUGCGCGGCAUGAGCGUGGACGAAGCGGAGGGUUCCGGGGUGGUGACGCUGACGACGCGGACGUUCAUCGGGCCGGCGUCGCUGGGCUGGGGAUGGCACGCCACCACCGUGUACCAGAUCCGGCCAGACGGCUCCGCCGUGUCGGUCUUCGUCUCCCUCAGCGCGCCGGUGGGGCCAGCAGUCCCGAAGAACCUCCCGCGGCUAGGCCUCGAUCUCACCGUACCGCCGGGGCUGGACGCUGUCCGGUGGUGCGGGCGCGGCCCCGGAGAGUCGUACCCGGACAAGCGGCACGCGCAGCGCGUCGGCGUCUGGGCGGUGGAGAGCGUCGCGCAGCUGCAGACGACGUACGAGGUCCCGCAGGAGAACGGAAAUCGCACGGAUACUCGGUGGGUGGAGCUGGGCACGGCGGAUAAGCAGACGACGCUCAGGGCGACGAGGAUCGGGGACGCUUUCCCCCUCGGCCCGGGCGGGGAGGUUCCGGCACCGCGAGAGGAUGACGCAAGGCGUGGGUUGUUUGACUUUACGGCCACGCGACAUGCGGCCGAGACGCUGGAGAAGGCUACACAUCCUCACAAGCUAGUACAGGAGGACGCGACGUUGCUACGUUUGGAUGCAGCGGUCAGUGGCGUCGGGACGGCGGCGUGCGGGCCGGGACCACGGGGGAACCACCUGGUGGUGCCUGGAGAAGCCAGCUAUGGAUUUCUUCUGGAAUCGGCUUGA
Molecule: messenger RNA, 3219 nt
Organism: Cordyceps fumosorosea ARSEF 2679
Lineage: Eukaryota; Fungi; Ascomycota; Sordariomycetes; Hypocreales; Cordycipitaceae
Product: Glycoside hydrolase family 2, TIM barrel
Exons: 3
Coding region: 1-3219 (1072 amino acids)
Biological process (GO): lactose catabolic process
Cellular component (GO): beta-galactosidase complex
Molecular function (GO): beta-galactosidase activity; carbohydrate binding
Source: RefSeq, a predicted model, not a curated record